AGAAGCGGGAGGGGAGGGGGCUCUGGCGGGAGGUGGAGCUGGUUGCAGCUGGCGACUUCUAGCUCUCCCAGGUUGCUGGGCACAGGAUCCGCGCAGCGAGUCAGAGCCGAGCGGCUGCAACUGAACGGAGCCCUGCCUGCAGCAGCCCGGGCGGCCGGAGCUCAGCGCCUCCCGAGAGCCCCGGCUGCAACUUGUGAGCCGGCGGCCGCCGCGGCUCUUGCCUGUGGAGAGGCGCCGCCUCCGCCGGCUGCAGCUCUUCGGAAAGUUGCCCCGGCUGCCGGACGAGUAUAAUGGUUAGGAGAACUGAAUAGAGAAGAAACCUGGAAGAACUUGGCACCUGGCAGUGACUGGAGGGAGAGAGAGAUCUAUGCAAACUGUACCAGCAGAAGGAGGUCAGUCAGCCCAGUAGCACCAGCAGGUCAAUGAAGAAAGGAGAUCCUGACUGACGCAUGCUUACCUCAACCUGACUUCUGGAAAAGAACAAGUAUUGCGCUGAAAACCUCUCACCGGGCAGCACUCAGGAGCUGGGGCUUUAAGAAAAACAAUUAUCAGGAGACUCAUGACGAAAUCAUGAGAAUUGGCAACACUGCAUUUUAGAUGGGAUGGGUCUGUCUGAAGAACAAUAUAGGCAGAAGCUUCAAGCUGUAGAAGACCUACUGUAAAUAGAGCACACUAUGGACAAGCUUGGCCAAUAAAAGAUACAUGGAGUGCACUGCUCAUUAGAGGUCAGAAAAGAAAUCGUUCUUGAAGCCUCAAGAGCUACAUAGGAAUAAUUCGAUCGAGCAGCCUGGAGACCAUGGAGGGGGAUUGUCUGAGCUGCAUGAAGUACCUGAUGUUUGUUUUCAAUUUCUUCAUAUUUCUGGGAGGGGCCUGCCUGCUGGGCAUUGGGAUCUGGGUCAUUGUAGAUCCUACAGGAUUUCGAGAGAUUGUGGCUGCCAACCCUCUGCUCUUCACGGGGGCGUACAUCAUGCUGGCCAUGGGAGCAAUGCUGUUCCUGCUGGGCUUUCUCGGCUGCUGUGGUGCUGUCCGUGAGAACAAAUGCCUCCUGCUUUUUUUCUUCAUGUUUAUUUUGUUAAUCUUCCUGGCAGAGCUCUCAGCUGCAAUCCUGGCUUUUAUCUUCAGAGAACAUCUGACCAGAGAAUACUUCACCAAGGAGCUAAAGAAGCACUAUCAGGGGAACAAUGAGACGGAUGUCUUCUCUUCCACCUGGAACUCGGUUAUGAUCACAUUUGGCUGCUGUGGAGUGAAUGGGCCAGAAGAUUUUGAAACAGCUCCUCAUUUUCGACUCCUCCAUUCAGAAUAUGUGGUACCGGAAGCUUGUUGCCGGCGAGAGCUCCAGACGCGGGAUGGGGCAUUUGUCAGCAAGGAGGACUGCCUCAUGGGGAAAGACACGUACCAGAACCGACAGGGCUGUUACACUGUGAUCCUGAACUCCUUCGAAACCUAUGUGUACCUUGCAGGAGCUCUCACCAUUGGCGUCUUGGCUAUUGAGCUGUUUGCCAUGAUCUUUGCAAUGUGUCUCUUUCGAGGGAUCCAGUAGGAGAUGCCCCCUGAGCAACUGCGACGCUCCUAUGUACUUGGAAGAAAGACCGAAAAAAAGAGGGGGGGGAAAACUUUAUUUUUUUUUUUUUUUACAAAAUGGAGACAAAAAAGGGUUGUAAUAUAUGAAUGACCAAAAGGAUUGUACUUCAGGGGCGGGAACUUUGAGGUGCUGUGCACUACAUUAAGCCACACCGACCUUCUCCCAGAGCAACCUGCACAGACAUU
This is a messenger RNA of Caretta caretta (loggerhead turtle), 1767 nucleotides long. It is a transcript of the gene TSPAN18, whose product is annotated as tetraspanin 18. Gene Ontology annotation, cellular component: plasma membrane. The record is from RefSeq and is a predicted model, not a curated record. NCBI's taxonomy places the organism in Eukaryota, Metazoa, Chordata, Testudines, Cheloniidae.